This is a messenger RNA of Ilex paraguariensis (yerba mate), 858 nucleotides long. Lineage: Eukaryota; Viridiplantae; Streptophyta; Magnoliopsida; Aquifoliales; Aquifoliaceae. The record is from the annotation of a GenBank genome assembly.
AUGGAUUCAUCUGCCUAUGGCAGAGUUAUGCUCUUCUUAUGUUUUGGACUACUUUUACCAGCCGUUAACACCAGUCCAGAAGAUUAUAACCACUUUGUUUACAAACACUGUGCAAACCAGACAUUCACAGACACUACUUCGUCUGUUCCACCAAUACUUUCAUCUCUUUUCCAAGAACUCGUCUUGCAGUCAUCAAAAUUCAAGUUCUUUGAAACCAAUGUAGGCGAUGAUCAAACCGCCAUAUUGGGCCGCUUUCAAUGCAGAGGUGAUAUUAGCAAUGAUGAGUGUCACAACUGCGUGAAUUCACUACCAAAAACAUCAAACAGUUGGUGUGGAUAUUCGGUUCGGGCUCGGGUUCAGCUUUCUGGGUGCUACAUACACUACGAGGCGGAUGGCACUGAGACGUCUCGGCUUCAAUUGUUUCACAAUACCUGCAGUGAAUCGAGUGCGACGUCGAGUGGGUUUCAAGAGCUGAGAGAUGAAGCUUUUGCAGCACUUGAAAGCUGUGUUAUGAAUGGUAAUGGGUUCUGUGAUAUGAAUUAUGAGUCAGUUCAUGUCACUGCGCAGUGUGAGGGGAACUUGGGUGCUUGUGAUUGUGAGCAAUGUGUUGUCAGCGCUGCACAAAUUGCUCAGCAUGAAUGUGGGAACUCUGAUUCUGGUCAUAUCUAUCUGGACAAUUGCUUCAUUAGCUAUAGCAAUUAUUAUAAUGGCAUGGCUGGCAACUCAUACCCAGAGAAAGGAACAGGAGGCAGUUCAGGGAAAUUGGCAGCGAUUGCCCUGGGCGGUAUAGCUGCUUUGUCAUUUGGAAUAGCCUUUUGUUACUGUAUAAGAUACCGGAGCAAAAGUGAUGGUAAGUAA